Varanus komodoensis (Komodo dragon) is the source of this 1495-nucleotide messenger RNA. It is a transcript of the gene P2RY13, whose product is annotated as purinergic receptor P2Y13. The record is from RefSeq and is a predicted model, not a curated record. Bases 75 to 1085 code for a protein of 336 amino acids. Gene Ontology annotation, biological process: negative regulation of adenylate cyclase activity; G protein-coupled receptor signaling pathway. Gene Ontology annotation, molecular function: G protein-coupled purinergic nucleotide receptor activity. Lineage: Eukaryota; Metazoa; Chordata; Lepidosauria; Squamata; Varanidae. The transcript has 2 exons. Gene Ontology annotation, cellular component: membrane.
GUUGGUACAGCUGCAAAAGUUUGCCUAGUACAGAAAUAGCCGUCACAUAAGCCGGAAAAUCUCUCUUCAAAAUAAUGAAUGGAAAUAUCAGCAUCUCUAAUGGGACAACAUCCGUCUCGCAACAAUGUCACCGAGACACGAGGAUAGCACAUGUGGUGUUCCCCAUCUUGUACAGCAUUCUUUUCCUGGCUGGGAUUCUACUGAACAUUCUGGCUCUUUGGGCUUUUUUCCAAAUACAAAACACAUCAAGCUUCAUUGUGUAUCUAAAGAACACUUUGGUUUCUGAUCUCAUAAUGACACUUAUGGUGCCUUUGAAGAUUCUAACAGAUUCAGAUCUGGGACUGUGGCAACUUAGAGCUUUUGUUUGCCGUUUUUCAGCUGUAAUAUUUUAUGAGACCAUGUACAUAAGCAUCGUGCUGCUCGGACUUAUUUCUUUAGACAGGUUUCUCAAGAUCAUUCGGCCAUUUGGGAAAUUUUGGUUGCAUAAUGUCACUUCAGCAAAAAUUAUGUCAGCAUUUGUCUGGUUCUUCUUUUUUGGCCUCUCCUUGCCAAAUAUGAUAUUGUCAAACCGUGAAGCUACACCUCUUUCUGUAAGGAAGUGUGCCUCGUUGAAAAACCACUUGGGACUGAAAUGGCAUGAAGCUGUCAACUACAUUUGCCAGGUUGUCUUCUGGACUGUGCUGAUCUUAAUUCUCCUCUUCUAUACGAUUAUUGCUAAAAAGAUCUAUGACUCUUACAAAAAAAGUAAGACAAAAGUGUGUCAAAUUAAGCAGAGAGCCAAGAGCAAAGUAUUUAUAGUUGUGGCUGUUUUUUUCAUCUGCUUUGUACCUUUUCAUUUUGCCCGAGUACCUUACACUCUUAGCCAGACUGGAAAAAGUAUUGACUGCAACAAACAGAACCAAUUAUUCAUAGCGAAAGAAAGCACUCUUUGGUUAGCAACUGCAAAUAUAUGUAUGGACCCUCUGAUAUACAUAUUCUUGUGCAGACAGUUUGUAGAAAAAGCUUUCUGCAUUAAACUACAUAGAUCUAAGUCUGCAAUUCAAGAAAAUCAAACUAUUGCACUGGACACUGGAAUAUCUACAUAGAUUUUUGUGUUGAGCAUUUGUUUGCUUUUUAAUUCUGAGAUUUGCAUGACUAUUAGAUAUAUUUUAAUUUCAAUGGACUUUUGAUCAAUGAAGUUCAGUUCUGAAUUACUGUCAUUUUAGAUGUGGUAAUGAGUCAUCUAAAUUUCACUUCUCAAUUUCUAGUCACUUUAAUUGGUUAUCUUCUGUGAAGAUGGCAUUGGUUUUCCUAAAAGAUAGAUGUUAAGAGACUUGAAAACUGAUUCACAACCUGUGACAGAUUCAGCAUUUCAGAUUAGCAUUCAGCCAUUAUUUCAGCCCUCUUAUCUGAGCUAUUUCUUUCACCUUUUCUUAUAGGAAAAACAGUAUAUACCUGAUCAUUCUGUAUUGGUACUACAGAUGUAUAUUAUUUUUCAUUAUUUUUACUGGCUGUA